This is a messenger RNA of Neoarius graeffei (lesser salmon catfish), 5441 nucleotides long. It is a transcript of the gene gnptab, whose product is annotated as N-acetylglucosamine-1-phosphate transferase subunits alpha and beta. NCBI's taxonomy places the organism in Eukaryota, Metazoa, Chordata, Actinopteri, Siluriformes, Ariidae. The transcript has 22 exons. The record is from RefSeq and is a predicted model, not a curated record. The coding region runs from base 934 to 4350 and encodes 1138 amino acids. Gene Ontology annotation, biological process: N-glycan processing to lysosome; carbohydrate phosphorylation. Gene Ontology annotation, molecular function: UDP-N-acetylglucosamine-lysosomal-enzyme N-acetylglucosaminephosphotransferase activity; calcium ion binding. Gene Ontology annotation, cellular component: Golgi apparatus.
GGUGGUACUGGAGUGGAGUCGGGAUCAGUACCAUGUCCUGUUCGACUCCUACAGAGACAAUGUGGCUGGUAAAUCCUUCCAGACCAGCUUCCUGGGAACGAGCUGCUCUCCUUCCCGAUAAGUCAUGUGACGCACACUCUUUGGUUCACCAAAUAUGGAAAAAGCCGUAAGUUUGCAUGGAGGUCGGCAGUAUUUGGAGACCUUUGGAAACUCGUGGAAAGCUCGAGGACUCCCAGAAUCCAGCGCAGUCUGAGAUAGUAUUUGUGACAGGUUGAAAGUGAUCAUAUAAAUAUAGCAACAACAAGAGUAGAGUAUGUCUAAAAAUCAGCAAUCCAUCCUGGGAUUCCUCGUAAAGACCGGAAAGCACAAUGUUUCAGCACCCAAGGACCACGCAGGAGAUCGAGAACGAGAUGACAGUGGGCCCAGUGACAAAUCUGGCGAACCCAGCAACCAGGCGGCGCAAUCCACGCCAGAAGUGUGCUGCGAACCCAGCGGCAAACCCUCGUCCACACACGAAGAGAACAUCGAGCCACAACCGGGGCCAUCUAUAGCUAGAAUUUCGGCAUCCGAGUCGUGGACUCCAGAAUUCUCGGAUGAGUCGUCUGUUGAUUCACCCGGAGGCGAUGACGACGUGACCAACCCCAAGAAGCCAAAACUGUCGGAAAAAGGACAGAAGACCAAAAAAGUAUACACUUUCCAGUACUCAUGGGUUCACGGGGAAAAGAAAAGACCAUGGCUGAAACAUGACAAGUCCAAACUUAUGUGGUGUGAAGCAUGCAGGCGCUUUGACAAAAGUGGAAAGAAGAACUCUUAUCAGAGGGACUACAAGUAUGAGAUUAUCAAAUAUUGAGUUCCACGAGAAAUCACCUUGCCACGAAAGUGCCUGGAACAAGAUGGUCGCAUCAAAACAACCAGUUCAGGCUGUGUUUGCCCAUGCCUAUUGAUGUGGUGUACACAUGGGUGAACGGUACUGAUGCAGAUCUACUGAAGGACCUCCACACGGUGAAACAACAGCUAGAAGAGGAGCACAGAAAGCUAAGAGAGAAGCUGGGGCAGAACGCGAGCGACACGACUGAGGCGCCCAAAGGAAGGCCCGAGUGCCUGCUGUCGCACUGCAUUGUGGGUCCGGCUCUAGUGUUGGACCCGGCGUUGUCCCCUAACAUCUCCGUGAAGGAGCUGUCGUCUAAAUCGGGUGCUCUGUCCUCCACCAAGCAGCUCCUGCAGGCCGCUAAACCUCUCCAGCCGUCCAGCAGUGUGUCUGUGCUUCUCUUCCACUCCCAGAGUGAAGCUGAUAAAGCUCACUCGGACACCCCGAAGGACUUUCCGAAACACUCCGUCUCCAGAGCCUAUCUGACGACAGAUAAAGAGGCUCCGGGUGUGGUGAGGAUUCAGACGUUGGCGUAUCUGAGUGGGUUCCCGUCUUCCUUCAAAGACACCGAGCAGCUGAGGGUCAAACUGCCGUCUGUGCUGACAAGCAAAAUCAAGCAGUUUCAGUUAUACUCCGAGGCCAGCAUCGCUCUCCUGCACCUGAACACAGCUCAGGACUUCACAGACCUCCAGCAACAGGCCAAGAAGAACCUGACCGUGGACGGCAAAGAGCUCACCGUCAGUCCUGCCUACCUGUUCUGGGACCUCAGUGCUGUCUCACAGUCAAAGCAGGAUGAGGAUGUGUCAGCCAGCCGCUUUGAGGACAACGAGGAGCUACGCUAUUCACUACGCUCGGUGGAAAGACACGCCCCUUGGGUUCGACAUGUCUUUAUUGUGACCAAUGGGCAGAUCCCCUCCUGGCUAAACCUGGACAAUCCUCGCGUUACUGUGGUUACCCAUGAGGAGAUUUUCCAAAACCAGUCACAUCUGCCAACGUUUAGCUCUCCAGCCAUCGAAACACACAUCCAUCGAAUUCCAGGCCUCUCACAGAAGUUUAUCUACCUCAAUGAUGACGUGCUUUUUGGCAAGGAUGUAUGGCCGGAUGAUUUCUACAGUCAUUCAAAAGGCCAGAAGGUAUACCUCACCUGGCCUGUUCCUAACUGCGCUGAGGGGUGCCCAGGCUCCUGGAUCAAAGACGGCUAUUGCGACAAGGCCUGCAAUAAUUCUGCCUGUGACUGGGAUGGUGGAGAUUGUCUCGGUGGAGCAGGCAGUAAUCGUUUUGGAGGUGGGGUCCCUGGGGGAGCAGUGGGAGGAGCUGGACAGGCAUGGCAGUUUGGAGGUGGUUUAGGAGGCCUGGGGGGGGUGUCUUUCUGCAACCAGGGCUGUGCCAACUCUUGGUUGGCUGAUAAGUUCUGUGACCAUGCGUGCAACGUGUUGGCAUGUGGUUUUGACGUAGGAGACUGUGGACCAGACCACUUCAGUAAGCUGCAUCGCGUUGUUCUGCAGAGGAACCAGACGCUGUACACACUGCCUCAAGGCGAACUGCGUCCAUACUUCAGCUUUUUAUCUCUGGCCAAUCGCGUUUCUGAGGCACAGGUCAGCGACAACCCUGUGGUUCGCCACACAUCUGUCACCAACAAGUGGAAAACAAUGCACCUGCUCCUGUUAGAGGGCUACAACGCCACCCAAAUCCACUACAACCUCACCUUCCAGGGUGAUCAAGAAUUCACCAUGAGCUUUACUGUAGUGGUGGACACUCGCAAGCUUCCUAAACGUAACGCAUCAGAAACGGUGCAGGAGGUUAAAAAUGACAACCCUGAGCCCACCAGAGCAAACCUCGAACUGGAGUUUGUGUUCUCAGACAUUCCAGUUGAGAAACGAGGGCCCCAAGUACAAAAAAGGCCCCCAGGAGGGUUAGAGGUGGUCAUGAAGGUGCCUUCAGUGAACAUUUCGGUUUUGCCAGAGGAAGUGAAGCACGAAUUGCAGAAGCUGGAUGAGAAGAUUCGACUCGGAGACAUCACUGAGAAAGGAUACAAUUUGACCAAAGCCAAAUUACUGAAGGCUUUCCAGAGAGAUCAGGCUUCUGAGCUUCAGGGAAACAAUAGAGAAGUUAACGAGCAGGAAGCAGCAGUGGAAUCGGACGCCAAUCCAAAUCAGAAGAGCAAAAAUAAACAAGAAGCCGGAGGUUCUCCGGUUCCAGUUAAGAUGGACAAUGUGUCUGUCAAAGAGCAGUCUCGAGGCAUGGGCACGGAGAAAAUUCCUACCUCCAGACUGCUCAGUUCACUCGUAGGGAACAAGGCCAAGCAGCAGAUUCUCCGCAGGGAUGGGGAAGAAGAAGAAUUCGCACAACAUAUGGGCCGUAAGCUCCAACAUUACCCAGGGAUUGAAUGGAGUUUCCUGCCAUGGGAAAAGAGCAAAUAUUUUGAGGACCUUCUCAAGGAAGGGGAGCGGCUGAAGCAAGAGCUGCAGUAUAAAACCGACAGCAUGGCAACCAGACGGAGAUUGCAGGACACAUUUGCUGAUUCUCUCCGCCACGUUAACAAGCUUCUGAAUGGCAGAUUUGGCUUCACAUCACGCAAAGUGCCUGCACACAUGCCACACAUGAUCGACCGCCUCGUAAUGCAGGAGCUACAGGACACCUUCCCAGAAGAGUUCGAUAAGACUUCCGCCCAUCGUGUGCGCCACUCCGAGGACAUGCAGUUUGCCUUCUCAUAUUUCUAUUUUCUGAUGAGUGCUCUGCAGCAGCUCAACGUGUCACAGGUCUUCGACGAGAUCGACACGGAUCACUCGGGGGUGCUGUCUGACCGAGAAAUCCGCACGCUUGCAACUCGGAUCCAUGAGCUCCCGCUCAGCCUGCAGGACCUAACCGGUUUGGAGCAGAUGCUGAUAAACUGCUCAAAGAGUCUGCCGAGUAAUCAGACCCAGCUCCACACAGUUAACCCCACCCAGGAGGCCUACUACGACCCCAGCAUGCCUCCAGUUACUAAAGGGCUAGUGAUCCACUGCAAGCCCAUCGCAGAGAAGAUUCAGAAAGCCUUCAAGGACCAAAACAAAUACAAGUUUGAGAUCAUGGGCGAGGAAGAGAUUGCUUUUAAAAUGGUACGAACCAAUGUGUCACAUGUAGUAGGCCAACUGGAUGACAUCAGGAAAAACCCAAGGAAGUUCAUCUGCUUGAAUGACAACAUAGACCACAGCCAUAAGGACGCCAUGACGGUGAAAGCCGUGCUGAGGGAUUUCUACGAGUCCAUGUUCCCACUGCCCUCGCAGUUUGAGUUGCCACGCGAGUACCGCAAUCGCUUCCUCCACAUGGCAGAGCUGCAGGAGUGGCGAGUAUAUCGGAACAAGUUGAAGUUCUGGACUCACUGCGUACUCGUCACGCUGGUCAUUUUCACAGUCCUGUCCUUCUUUGCAGAACAGCUGAUCGUGCUGAAGCGGUGGCUCUUCCCCAGGCGCAGGCUCAGCAAGGAGACCGAACGUGUGUGACGCCGAGAGAACACAGCCAGAGAAGCUAACACACUCCUCCUUGUUCGCUUUGCUUUCUGUGAGAGAGUGAAGUCCUGUAGGGUUGUGAACUAAGACUGUGCAGCCUCCCUCGUUUCUUUCCCCAGUGGAGGAAGAGCAGAAAAAGAAACCUCUUGCCAAAGUUUGAGAAACUGAAUGACGGAUUAGGACAACUGCAUGCUUCCUCUAUGUGAAGGUGUGGAGAUGAACUCAAACACUCCGUUUUGUGCGAUUACUGUUCUGAACUCAGUGGAAGACUGUGGACAUUUUUAAUGUCACGCUGCUUUUUGUUUGUUUGUAUCAUCAAUUGGGUCAAACAGGAAUUUAAAUUAUAAUCGGGGUUUAGUUUUUUUUUUUUUUUUAAACUGAAGCUGUCCUGCUCCGUCUCUUCAUCCUGCACACCAGUGCCUUUUAUCUUCGCUUCUUCUACUGUAACUGAGAAGCGAAAUGUGAGGGAUUGUUUCCAAUCUUUGUGGCAUCGUCACUUUUUUUUUUUUCCCCUCCUCUCUCUCUGUUUUUAAAAAUUUGCUUUCUUUCUGAUGUGUUAACGAGGGCUCGAGUUCAUUACGGUGUCAUCGUGCUGUAGUCUUCUGCAUUCCUCUUUGACCCUCUGUUUUUUCCCCCGGAGUUCUGAGGCACGUUCACACAGCCGUCUGAUCUUUACCUUGAUGUCCAAUAACGUCUACUGUUUUCCAGCCUGAUUUUAAACUGCGGAGUGUGUGUAGUGUUUCCUGAUGUCUGAUGGGACAAAUGACAUGCUAAUAAUCACAUACAGAAUCUGUAGGAAAUCAUUAAAACUCACUGAGCGUAUUAAGACUUGACUUGAACUUAAAACGGUCCUCUUAUUAGCCAUGCAAAUAAAUACUUUUUAGUUUUUAAUUAAAAAUUUUUUUUUUUUUUAGAUAAGUUGAAAUGUUAGUAAAAACUGAAAAGUGUAAAAUGGCUGGCAAGUGAAAUGAAGUUUUGUAUGGUUUUUUUUCCUCUCCAUUUGUUUAAUUUAAAUGUGAUUUUUGAUUGAUUUUUGGUUAUUAAAUUUCCUUGUGUUCAGUAAUAAAAUUUAAUGUAUUUAAAAA